GUAUUUCAUAUUUUAAUAUGCGAUUACUUUUCCUUAUUUUUAUGUAGAAAAAACAUUAUUAUAUUUGAUUUUCUUAGUCCAACCUCAGAAGAAAGUCUAUAUAUACUCAACCUCUCUCACUCUCCAUUUCUCAAAAUCUCUCAACUCUCUUUCUCCCUCUCCCCCAUGGCUUCUUCUUACAUAAUAUCACCAAACCCAGCCAAACUCAAUCUCUCCUUUGCACCGUCAGAUCUCGAUGCUCCUUCACCGUCAUCCUCCGUUUGUUACACCAACACCAAGUCCAGACGCCGUAAAUUCUCAACAAACUCCGUCACAGACUCUCCGGCUUUAUUAAAUUUCCCAAACUACCCUUCGCCGAAGCCCAUAAUUCUGGAAAAGGACACUUCUAACUGGAAUCCUCUCCAACGGGCCGCUUCCGCCGCUUUCGACUUGGCCGAGGCCGCAUUACUCUCUCGCGAGCGUUCUCAGCCUCUUCCUAAAACCGUUGAUCCUCGCCAUCAGAUCUCCGGUAACUACGCUCCGGUGCCGGAGCAAUCCGUUAAAUCAUCACUCUCCGUUACCGGGAAAAUCCCUGACUGCAUUGACGGCGUUUAUUUACGUAACGGCGCUAAUCCACUCUUCGAGCCAGUCUCUGGUCAUCACCUCUUCGACGGAGACGGCAUGGUUCACGCCGUUAAAAUCACUAACGGAGACGCGAGUUACUCGUGCCGGUUUACGGAAACCGAGAGAUUGGUUCAGGAGAAACGUCUUGGUUCUCCGAUUUUCCCUAAAGCCAUAGGCGAGCUACACGGUCACACCGGCAUCGCUCGGUUGAUGCUAUUUUACGCACGUGGUUUAUUCGGUUUAUUAAAUCACCGUAAUGGAACCGGAGUCGCUAACGCCGGUUUGGUUUAUUUCCACGACCGGUUAUUAGCAAUGUCUGAAGACGAUCUCCCUUACCAAGUUCGCGUUACCGAUGAUGGCGAUCUCGAGACCGUCGGAAGAUUCGACUUCGACGGACAAUUAAACUCCGCCAUGAUCGCUCACCCUAAAAUUGACCCUGAAACGAAGGAGCUAUUUGCGUUGAGCUACGACGUCGUUAAGAAACCGUACCUUAAAUACUUCAGAUUCUCGCCGGAAGGGGAGAAGUCGCCGGACGUUGAGAUUCCUCUCGCGAGUCCGACGAUGAUGCACGAUUUCGCGAUCACAGAGAAUUUCGUGGUGAUUCCUGAUCAACAAGUUGUGUUUAAGCUCUCCGACAUGUUUCUUGGGAAAUCACCGGUUAAGUACGACGGAGAGAAAGUCUCCCGGUUUGGUAUUUUGCCGAAAAACGCCGAGGACGCGUCGGAGAUGAUCUGGGUAGAGUCUCCGGACACUUUCUGUUUCCACUUGUGGAACGCUUGGGAGUCACCGGAGACUGAUGAGGCUGUUGUGAUCGGAUCUUGUAUGACUCCGGCGGAUUCCAUCUUCAACGAGUGUGAUGAGCAGCUCAACAGUGUUUUGUCUGAAAUCCGGUUAAAUCUCAAAACCGGAAAAUCCACACGAAGAACUAUAAUUCCCGGUUCGGUUCAGAUGAAUCUUGAAGCUGGUAUGGUUAACCGGAAUUUUCUAGGGAGGAAAACCCGGUACGCGUACCUAGCCAUAGCCGAACCGUGGCCUAAAGUAUCCGGAUUCGCUAAAGUGGAUCUUUCAACCGGAGAAGUCAAAAAUCAUUUUUACGGUGAUAAAAAAUACGGAGGUGAACCUUUUUUCUUACCCAGAGGGUUAGAAUCUGACGGAGAAGAUGACGGUUACAUUAUGUCGUUUGUGCACGACGAGGAGGGUUGGAAAUCGGAGCUUCAGAUUGUUAACGCCGUUACGUUGGAACUGGAAGCAACCAUUAAGUUGCCAUCAAGAGUACCGUAUGGUUUUCACGGCACCUUCGUGAAUUCGGCUGAUAUGUUAAACCAGGCUUAAGAUGCAGUAAACCGAAACAGGUCAUGGUUGGUUUACUGUGCAUAGGGAAUUUUUAAUUUUUUUUGUGUGGGAACAAAUACUAGUUUUUAAAGCAGGGCGGCAGAAGCCAGCUUGAAGCUAGUGUAAGUAGAAUUUUUGUGAGCUCAGCUGCUUUCUGCUGCAUAUUUAUGUACUAAAAUGAAUAUUUUUUGUUAAUAAUCAUUAAUGCCUUUCUCAGUA
Messenger RNA from Brassica napus (rape), 2154 nucleotides. RefSeq names its product probable 9-cis-epoxycarotenoid dioxygenase NCED5, chloroplastic. Lineage: Eukaryota; Viridiplantae; Streptophyta; Magnoliopsida; Brassicales; Brassicaceae. The record is from RefSeq and is a predicted model, not a curated record. Gene Ontology annotation, cellular component: chloroplast stroma. Bases 166 to 1935 code for a protein of 589 amino acids. The transcript has a single exon. Gene Ontology annotation, biological process: carotene catabolic process. Gene Ontology annotation, molecular function: carotenoid dioxygenase activity.